Molecule: messenger RNA, 393 nt
Organism: Gaeumannomyces tritici R3-111a-1
Lineage: Eukaryota; Fungi; Ascomycota; Sordariomycetes; Magnaporthales; Magnaporthaceae
Exons: 1
Coding region: 1-393 (130 amino acids)
Biological process (GO): protein depalmitoylation
Cellular component (GO): cytoplasm
Molecular function (GO): palmitoyl-(protein) hydrolase activity; carboxylic ester hydrolase activity
Source: RefSeq, a predicted model, not a curated record
AUGGCUAAAGAGACCGAGCGGUUUGGCGGGGACCCGUGGAAGAAACUGGUGCUUGGGGGCAUUAGCCAGGGAGGCGCCUUCGGGACAUGGACGCUCCUAUCGCAACGGGGCGUUGAGCGAAAACUGUAUGCCUUCUUUGCCGCUAGCGCUUGGCUCCCAUUCGCGGCUAACGUUAAAGAUCUACUGACUGGCCAGACGAGGGGGCAUACCGGAGCAUCGCCCGGACCCGGGAGCACGGAACCGAAGGAUGCGGUUCUUGCUAUGAUACCACCCUUCGACCUAUCUGUGCCCACCGGGUCUCUAGAGCAGAUCACCAUCUUCCUUGGCCAUAGGGCCGACAAUACGUACGUAAAUGUGGAGCUGGGUCGUCAAGCAGCCCAUGUCUUGACCUAG